GACGCUCCUCUCUGCCUGGAGGGGGCGGACAGCAGGCGCGGUCCUCGGGACUCCCUGGUCCGGGUCGCCGCCGCCGGCUCCUCCCGCCCGUCGUCGGCCCGCCCCUGGGGGGCGGCUCCGUCCCACCCCGCUGGCCGCCCGGAGGGCAGUGAGCGGGCGCCCCGCUUCCGGCCCAGGUAGGCUGCCGGCGGGCCGUGCCCGGGCUCCGGGAGCACGAGGCCUCCGCGCCCAGCCGCCCCGAGACCGGCCGGGGACCGUGAACCGUGCGGGGACAGCGCCCCGGGUCCCGGCGGGCUCCCGGAGGACCUGUGGCCUGCGCCGCUGCAGGUCCACCCAGGGGAACCCGCUUCGGGGUGAUUUCUGUAGGAGCAGGUUCUGAAUGCCUCUCCCUGACGCACUGUGACUUUUUUUUGUUGUGUGUUACAGGCCCAGGGUCGCAGCUGCAGCCUGGACACUUACUCCAAGUCCUGAUGUCUGAGCAUUAUUAUGCAUUAUUUUCAAGCCUUGGUAAAGUGAUUUAGACUUUUGAGAUGCUUCCAUUAAUUGGAAAAACAAUAAUCUUUGAUAAGUUCCCUGAUCCCUCGGAUACAUGGGAAAUCACCGAAACCAUUGGCAAAGGAACUUAUGGGAAAGUUUUUAAAGUGUUGAACAAGAAAAAUGGCCAAAAAGCAGCAGUCAAAAUUCUGGAUCCAAUUCAUGACAUAGAUGAAGAGAUUGAAGUGGAGUAUAACAUACUAAAAGCACUUUCUGACCACCCUAAUGUUGUUAAAUUUUAUGGGAUGUACUUUAAGAAGGACGAAAUAAAUGGAGAUAAGCUGUGGUUGGUUCUUGAGCUGUGCAAUGGAGGAUCGGUGACUGAUCUCACAAAAGCCUUCCUGAAAAAGGGCGAAAGAAUGAGUGAGCCCAUAAUUGCCUAUAUUUUGCGUGAAGCACUAUUGGGACUUCAGCAUUUGCAUAGCAACAAAACUAUUCACCGUGAUGUAAAAGGAAAUAACAUCCUAUUGACCACUGAAGGCGGAGUUAAACUCGUAGAUUUCGGUGUGUCAGCCCAGCUCACGUACACCUGGCACGGCCGGAAUACAUCCGUAGGAACACCAUUUUGGAUGGCUCCUGAGGUGAUUGCAUGUGAACAGCAAUUAGAUACCACGUAUGAUGCCAGAUGUGACACAUGGUCCAUGGGGAUCACGGCUAUUGAGCUAGGUGAUGGAGAUCCCCCACUAGCUGACCUGCAUCCCAUGCGAGCACUCUUCAAAAUACCAAGGAAUCCACCCCCAAAACUAAGGCAGCCUGAGAUAUGGUCAGCAGAAUUCAAUGACUUCAUUAGCAAGUGCUUGACUAAAGAUUAUGAAAAGCGCCCAACAGUGUCAGAUCUUUUACAGCAUAAAUUCAUUACUCAAAUUGAUGGCAAAGAUAAAGUGCUGCAAAAACAACUCAUGGAAUUCAUUGAUGUUCAUCAAUGUAUGGGAGGCACAGAAAAAGCCAGACACGAACGUAUUCACACCAAGAAAAGUAACUUCAGCAGAUCUCUGAUUUCCGGUUUGAAGGAUGUAGAUGAUUUAGCAAUCCUAGAAGUUUUGGAUGAAAAUACAGUCUCAGAACAACUUGAGAAGUGUUAUUCCAGAGAUCAGAUUUACAUCUAUGUGGGAGAUAUACUCAUUGCUCUUAACCCUUUUCAGAAUCUGGGUCUUUAUUCCACAGAGCAUUCCAAACUAUAUACUGGAGCAAAGAGAACUGCCAAUCCUCCUCACAUAUUUGCAGUGGCUGACCUGGGAUACCAGUCAAUGGUAACUUGCAAUUCAGAUCAGUGCAUUGUUAUUUCUGGAGAAAGUGGUGCCGGGAAGACUGAAAGUGCUCAUCUUUUAGUUCAGCAGCUGACGGUGCUUGGAAAGGCUAAUAACAGAUCCCUGCAAGAGAAGAUAUUGCAAGUGAACAACUUGGUGGAAGCCUUUGGCAAUGCCUGCACUAUUAUAAAUGACAAUUCCAGCCGAUUUGGAAAAUACUUAGAAAUGAAAUUUACCUCUUCUGGAGCUGUAGUGGGAGCACAGAUUUCUGAAUACCUUCUGGAGAAAUCCCGAGUUAUCCACCAAGCCCUUGGAGAAAAGAAUUUUCAUAUUUUUUACUACAUCUACGCUGGUUUAGCAGAAAAAAAGAAACUAGCCCAUUACAAAUUGCCUGAAAGUAAGCCUCCCAGAUACCUACAAAGUGACCACCUCAGAACAGUACAGGACUUAAUGAAUAAUAGUUUCUAUAAAGCCCAAUAUGAACUAGUUGAGCAAUGUUUCAAGGUUAUAGGUUUUACAAUGGAGCAACUUGGAAGUAUAUACAGUAUACUGGCUGCAAUCUUGAAUGUUGGAAACAUUGAAUUUUCUUCUGUGGCAACUGAAUACCAGAUUGACAAGAGCCACAUUUCCAAUCAUGGAGCUCUGGAGAACUCUGCCUCUUUGCUUUGCAUUCAGGCUGAAGAGCUGCAGGAAGCUCUCACCUCGCACUGUGUGGUCACUAGAGGAGAAACCAUCAUACGACCCAAUACCGCAGAGAAAGCUACAGACGUCAGAGACGCCAUGGCUAAAACUCUCUAUGGACGCCUUUUUAGUUGGAUAGUGAAUUGCAUUAACAGCUUAUUGAAGCAUGACACAUCACCAAGUGGGAAUGGUGAUGAACUGAGCAUUGGAAUUCUGGAUAUAUUUGGCUUUGAAAAUUUCAAAAAGAAUUCCUUUGAGCAGCUGUGCAUUAACAUUGCAAAUGAACAGAUUCAGUAUUAUUUCAAUCAACACGUGUUCACAUGGGAACAGAAUGAAUACAUAAAUGAAGAUGUUGAUGCUAGAGUCAUUGAAUUUGAAGAUAACCGGCCCCUCCUAGAUAUGUUUCUGCAGAAGCCAAUGGGUUUACUAUCCCUGCUUGAUGAAGAAAGUAGAUUUCCUAAGGCUACCGAUCAGACUCUUGUAGAAAAAUUUGAAGGUAACCUGAAAUCACAGUACUUCUGGAGGCCCAAAAGACUGGAACUUAGUUUUGGAAUUCACCAUUAUGCAGGAAAGGUCCUCUAUAAUGCAAGUGGGUUCCUAGCUAAAAAUAGAGACACUCUUCCAACUGAUAUUGUGCUACUUUUGAGGUCAUCAGAAAACAGUGUAAUUCGGCAACUAGUCAGCCACCCUCUGACAAAAACAGGUAAUCUGCCACAUUCUAAAACUCAAAAUAAAGUAAAUUAUCAGAUGAGGACUUCAGAAAAAUCAGUCAACCUGACAAAGGGUGAAAUUGGAGAAGCCACACGUCAUGCCAGAGAGACAACCAAUAUGAAAACACAAACGGUUGCAUCAUAUUUUAGAUAUUCACUAAUGGAUUUGUUAUCUAAAAUGGUGGUGGGCCAACCUCAUUUUAUCCGUUGCAUCAAACCAAAUAAUGAACGUCAGGCGAGAAAAUAUGACAAAGACAAAGUUGUGCAGCAGCUUCGCUACACGGGGAUUCUGGGGACGGCAAGAAUUCGAAGGUUGGGAUACUCACACCGGAUACUUUUUGCUAACUUUAUCAAGCGGUACCAUAUCCUCUGCUACAAGUGGAAUGAAGAACCCCCAGUGAGCCCUGACACCUGCACUGCCAUUUUGGAAAAAGCUGGUCUUGAUAACUGGGCUCUUGGAAAAACUAAAGUGUUCCUUAAAUAUUAUCAUGUGGAACAGUUAAAUUUAAUGCGAAAGGAAGCCAUUGACAAGCUUAUUUUGAUUCAAGCCUGUGUCAGAGGAUUCUUGGGUUCAAGAAGGUACCAAAAAAUACAGGAGAAAAGGAAAGAGAGCGCUAUAAUACUACAGUCCGCUGCAAGAGGACAUCUAGCCAGGAAACAAAGAAAAGAAACUGUUAACACAAAAAACACAGCAAUGACAACCGUUCGGACUCAUGAUCAGGAAUGUGACUACAAGAAAAACUUUGAAAAUAAAAGGGAAUCUUUUGUGAAGAAAGAGACAGAAAAUGCAGUCUCUACUAAUGAAACAGUCAUUCCAGCUCCAAAUAAUAAAGGGAGUACAUCUGCAAUGAUGGCUUCUACUUUGAAAGCAGAAGGAGAGGCUGUGAAUGCUGUUGAAAAUAACAACAGAACCUAUCAGACUCAGAUAAAAGUCAAUAAUGUGUAUAGGGAAGAAGCCAACCAACAACCAGGUUUAGUGGAGGACCUCUGGACGGAAGUAAGCUCCAAAAAGAAACAUAUGAAACACCUCGAAGAAAACAGUGAGACAAAUAAAGUGGAGGAGAAGGACACUGUGAUCCAGAAGUACUACCAGAGGUACACAGAAGAGAGGAAUUUUGAAGACUCAAAAGCAGCACAUCUGGAAAGAAGGGCCAUAUCGGAGAGGCCACACUGCCCAGGACUUUGGUUAGCUGAGAAUGAUGCUAAGCAGCCCUCUUUUAAAAAAACUUUGGAACCUAGUCUUAGCCAAAGGCCAAUUUAUCAAAAUGUAAACAGCAAAGAAACAGAGAAGAAGACAUCAGUGGUCACCCAGAAUGCACCAGUAUACAGCCCACAGAGGAGCCAUCAGAGGCAUGGGACAGUCACAGAGAGGCAAGUUGGACCAACAAAACAAGGCCAGGAAGCAGAUAGAGCAGCCGUGUUCAUCCAGAGCAAAUUCCGGGGCUACAGGAGGAGGCAGCGGUUAAGGAUGGACAGGGUGACUUCUUUUAGAAAUCAAAAGAUUGUUGUAGCACCAACAGAUGUUGCAAGAAAUACCCACAAUUUGUGUUCCUAUCCCAUAAAACACAGGGAACCCUGUCACAUCAACAUGAAGAAUGGUAAAGACUCAAAAGCAAUUUCAGAAAAAGAAGCGUCUGAUUUGGCAAUUUUUUCAAAACAGAUCUCCAGGUUAUCAGAAGACUAUUUCAUUCUGCAGAAGAAACUGAAUGAAAUGAUUUUGUCUCAGCAACUGAAGCCUUUUUAUCUGGGUGUCUAUCUUCAUAAGCCAGUUAAUAGACAAGUUUCUUCUCAGCACUGCCUCUCAGGUAUUUCUAAUGGAGAAGAGCCAAAAAUAUUAAGACCCCCAAGAAGGCCCCAGAAACCCAAAACAUUAAACAGCCCUGAAGACUCCACAUACUAUUAUCUGCUACAUAAGUCAAUCCAAGAAGAAAAAAGACGACCAAGGAAAGAUAGUCAGGGAAAAUUACUAGAUUUGGAAGAUUUUUAUUACAAGGAUUUUUUGCCCAGUCAUUCCAGACCAAAGGAACAUAACGCAUGUUUAAAAGAACGAAGACAACAGAGAGAACUUCAAAAUCAAUGUUUUAAGGCUGGUGAAAGAUGCUGGGCAGCGGCAAACCCAGAGGAAGAGGAGGACGAAGCGCCCGCAGCCAACCCCUACGACUACCGGAGGCUCCUGCGCAAAACCUCCCAGCGCCGGCGCCUGGUCCAGCAGCUGUAGCCCCUCUGCCUAGCGGCCACCGCCGUCCUAAUGUGCCAGAAACCGCGGGGCUUGCAGGGGCCUAAGCGGGGGACCGCAGGAGCCCGCACCUCCAGGCGCUGAAGCCGCGGCUCUGACCUCGGCCGGGGCUGCGGCUGCGCCCGCCCCGCCAGUGCCCAGGCCAGCCUUCGGUGCUCCUGAUGGGGCCGCCAAGUUGGGCCAUCCCUGUCUCUGCCUCCCCACCCCCCGUGUAUCUCUUUGUUCACUUGUUUUUUUCGGCUCUUGUGAGCCUGACUACGCCUGAGUUCUCGCAGACUCCUCCUGUCUCAUUUUGGAUGACUUUAAAGAAAUGUCUUCUUUCUUGGAGACAGCUCUCCCAGGCCGCGGGACACCUGCGACUGUAUUGCGUCUGCAAGAACCUCCUCUCCCGGGUGGAGGAGAAGAAUGGAGGCAGGGGAGCUUUGAAGAUGAAAUUCACCUCAACCUCGCUCUUUCCCUUUCCUUGCUUUAUUAAGAUGAUUAAAUAAAGUGCCUUGGAAAGUCCAUGGCCUUCGGGGCUC
Messenger RNA from Manis pentadactyla (Chinese pangolin), 5929 nucleotides. It is a transcript of the gene MYO3A, whose product is annotated as myosin IIIA. Lineage: Eukaryota; Metazoa; Chordata; Mammalia; Pholidota; Manidae. Gene Ontology annotation, biological process: protein phosphorylation. The transcript is spliced from 35 exons. The coding region runs from base 531 to 5390 and encodes 1619 amino acids. The record is from RefSeq and is a predicted model, not a curated record. Gene Ontology annotation, cellular component: myosin complex. Gene Ontology annotation, molecular function: protein binding; cytoskeletal motor activity; ATP binding.